This is a messenger RNA of Girardinichthys multiradiatus, 1513 nucleotides long. RefSeq names its product mitochondrial pyruvate carrier 2b (gene mpc2b). The coding region runs from base 269 to 649 and encodes 126 amino acids. The record is from RefSeq and is a predicted model, not a curated record. Gene Ontology annotation, cellular component: mitochondrial inner membrane. Gene Ontology annotation, molecular function: pyruvate transmembrane transporter activity. The transcript has 5 exons. Gene Ontology annotation, biological process: pyruvate import into mitochondria. Lineage: Eukaryota; Metazoa; Chordata; Actinopteri; Cyprinodontiformes; Goodeidae.
AUCACGCGGAAGGUUGAGUCGAACAGAAAGUCACCUCGUCGUGUCGGUCAGGGGGAAACUAUUGACAGCUAGCAGUAGCGGUAGCUUCUGCCGGGGGAAGGUCGACAGUAGGACAACAGCAUCCUGCUUUAACCCUGAACUUUCCCGUCUCAUAUUUAAAUCCCAUUAAGAACCGUUUAGCUACUGUUCUGCGGCUGUUGCACGCAGAUAAACAACAAGCUAACAGUUUAUAGCAAGCUAGCUUCUGUAGUCUGAAAAAUCUAGAGUCAUGGCUGCGCUCAGAGCUUCCUACCACAGGAUUCUGGACCGGAUCGAGCACAUACUGCCCGCCAAACUGCGACCUCUCUACAACCACCCGGCAGGUCCAAAAACAGUUUUUUUCUGGGCCCCGGUGUUUAAAUGGAGCCUGGUCUUUGCUGGUUUGGCUGAUAUGACUCGACCAGCAGACAAACUCAGUACCUCGCAGUCCGCGGUGCUGACAGCCACAGGGCUCAUCUGGUCCAGAUAUUCGCUGGUUAUAAUCCCCAAGAACUGGAACCUUUUUGCUGUGAACUUCUUUGUCGGGAGUGCAGGAGUGUCCCAGCUUUACAGGAUCUGGAGUUACAAGCAGGAGCAGAAGGAAACGGCCAAGGAGGCAGCUGAGUCCUGAGGAUAUUCUCGCCGUGAUGCUGAUGACACAAAGGGAGACUUUUACGUCAUCUCUCGACCAUCCCAUACUGUUUCCAUAACACCCAUGCCAUAACCAGAUUUGACCACAUUAAGCCUGGUGUCCAUGUAGGAAAUAGGCACUUUUCCCCACAAGUUUCACCUUUUCUCAGGGUGUUUAAAACAAUAAACGAACUUUUUUUCCCCAACUAGUUAACACGUUCAAGAACCGUGGUCAUCAACGCACAAGUUCUUCUUGUUCAUCAAGUUUAAUGAUUGUACAGUGUCUGAUUUAACGCGUCAUGCUUCACAUCUUGUGCACUAGUUGGGGGGUUUUGCUUUUAUUUUUCAACUGACAUCUUUCAGAUGUAGCAACCAGUACCUCAAGCAAGUUUCCCAACCCACACCAAACUGUUGGAUCUGAAUUUAAGAAGGAUUUCAUCGCAUAUUUGUAAUUUAUCUAUAAUUGGCGGCCAGGUAUCUGUAAGUCAGCGGUUAUUAAAUUAUUGAUCACUGUGUAAAGAUCUUACUUUCACGUUUUCAUCGGUUUUGGAACAAACCCUGAGUUUUUGAUAGAAAGGUGUAGGAAAUGAUUUAACGUGUGCAGCUUUGCGAGCCAACGAGCAAACCCCGAUUUAGACUCUGACGGCUCGUUUUAGACGUCCUCCUAAGAGCCUUGAUCUUUUAAAUGUUUUAUUUUUUUCCCAAUUGACACGAUCAAAUUGUAUUUAUGCAGUAACUCCCUAAUUUAGCAAUAAUUGGUGUAAUUAAUCUGCUGACUGUUCAAAGAUAUUUUAUGGAUGAUUAUUAACUGUAAUGAAAUAUGUACUGGUAAUGAUGAUGUAUUAAUAAAUCAGACUAAACACUG